Molecule: messenger RNA, 484 nt
Organism: Closterium sp. Naga37s-1
Lineage: Eukaryota; Viridiplantae; Streptophyta; Zygnematophyceae; Desmidiales; Closteriaceae
Source: the annotation of a GenBank genome assembly
UGCAAGCGCUUCUGGCCAUGGACAGAGCAUGGGGGUUGUGGAACAACAACAAAUUAAACGUUUUCUGUAAUGAGUGGGGGGACAUCGUGACAUGUAACCGACAGGGCAUGGUAACCUCCCUGUAUGUGUAUUCAGAAAGUGCAAACGUUCUUGAGUCUCGAGUUGUGCCGGCAGCCAUCACAGCCCUCUCUGCGCUUCAGAAACUGGAUUUGGGGAACACUGGACUGACCGGAAGCAUGGAACUUCUCGGCCAUUUGCCCAACUUGCAAUAUGUAGAUUUGAGCUUCACCGGCUUCAAUGGAUCCAUCCCUGAAUCCAUCAGCAAUGCCACGAGUCUGACGUACCUUGACCUCUCAGGCGUGGCUGUCAGUGGAAGUCUCCCAUGCAGCAUCAGUCGCCUCACUGCACUCCAAACCCUGAACGUUGGUAUGCCUCAGUUUCAUGUUGACAUUUAUCUUCCAUCCCUGGGCGAUGACCCAACAGA